Messenger RNA from Oppiella nova, 1560 nucleotides. The record is from the annotation of a GenBank genome assembly. NCBI's taxonomy places the organism in Eukaryota, Metazoa, Arthropoda, Arachnida, Sarcoptiformes, Oppiidae.
AAUACCGAUACAUCGAUAGUAUCGUAUCGUUUGAAUGAAAAUAAAAAUACAAUUUCUCUGUUUUGUAUGAUUUGUAUGAAUGAUAAUGUGAUUAACGCGCGAUUCACUGCUCAUUCAGACAGUGAUUUGCACGCUAACACACGUCCACUGCAUGUCAUGUCUUCACUCAAUGCCUGUCCAUCGCCUCUACGACCAGUUCCGCAGUUCUUCAACGACUGCAACAACGCUUUCACCACAAAAAAAGCCCGGUACAACUCGACGCCCACUGCCAAGAAGGUGCCCCCCAGACCCCCCUCCAAGACUGUGCCCCCCAUCAGCCGCUUCUUCAGACGCCCCAACCAUUCGGCCGCACAGGCCAUCAGUUUCAAGGAUAACAGCGACUCGUCUCUCAGCAAACACUAUGACUCGACUCGUGAGGAGUCGUAUUUCGAGCAGUGCUUUAUUGUCGAGAAGAAGAUAGGAAGCGGUUCUUUCGGUGAUGUCUUCAAAGUGAAGAGUCGAGAGGACGGCAAGUAUUACGCCAUAAAGAAGUCGCGCGAGAGGUUCAAAGGGAAGUCGGACCGCGAGAGGAAGUUGGAAGAGGUGUGUAAACACGAACAGCUGCCCAAACACCCGAACUGUGUGCGACUGUUCCGGGCCUGGGAGGAGAAGCAGCACCUGUACAUACAGACCGAGUUGUGUGAGACCAGUCUCAGCGACUUCGCAGAUGUCAAUCACGACAUUCCCGAACCCAUUGUCUGCAAUUAUUUGGUUGAUUUGCUCAAAGCUGUUCAGCACCUCCACGAUCACCACUUAAUACAUCUCGACAUUAAACCCGAUAAUAUAUUCCUCUCGAGGCAUGGUCUCUGCAAAUUGGGAGACUUUGGACUCGUUCUCGACGUUAAUAAAAAUGACACGAACGAAGCCACAGAAGGAGACCCCAAAUAUUUAGCCAAAGAGCUAAUGUCGGGUCAGUUCACAAAAGCUGCCGAUAUAUUCAGUUUAGGCAUAACUAUACUGGAAAUAGCGUGUGAUUUAGAUCUGCCGUCCGGUGGAGAGGGUUGGCAUCAACUCCGAGACGGCCACAUUCCCGACAACCUUCUCAACGGCAUGAGUUCCGAAUUGAGUGAAAUAAUAAAAGCUAUGAUGAGUCCUGACUAUAGACUCAGGCCAUCGGUGAACCAAUUGUUAAGUCAUCCAUUCAUUCGGCGAAUUGAAUGCUCGCGUCGAUGGAAGUUGAAGAGCAAAAGAAGCCUGAAGUUAGCGAAAGCAUUACUUAAUUGGUUUUUGCAGUUUUUUAUCAACACUUUUCUCUUCAUAUGUUAUCCAUUCAAAUAUUUAUACCAAACUAUCGCUAAAAGGCCCGAAACUGAAACGCCCUUAAAGUCUCCAAACAAUUCAAAUUAUUUAUAUGACAACGAUUUCGACAACUAUUCGGACGACGACUUAUUCGACGCCUCCUCCGUCUCUCUUCUGAACAAUUCCGACAAAUCCUCCCAAAGUGAAGACAAACAGUCGACCGCCUCUUCAGUCGACAACUCUUUUGAUAUCCAAAAGUAUUUCUCAUUAUUAUUGUCUUAA